AACCAAUUGGCCGGGAAUUAUUUAACGGCGGACGGAGAAAAGUCCGGGCGGCGGGUUGGGUUCGAUAUUUCCUAUAUAAACCCGCUACCACACCCUCUUUCUCUCAUAUUUGCAUCCUUCUUGUGUUCUCUCUCCAUCUCCUCUUCCUCUCUCUAGAUUCAAUGAGGUCCCGAGAGGUCUAAGGGUUGUUUGCUGUUCGUCUUCACUGUUGGCAUGUCAUGUGCAUUUUCUACUAAAAUUGAAGCCCAAAGUGUGUCAGUACUACCUGUUUGGAUAUCCUUUUCCAUUUGUAUGCAUUUAUAUAUGAGAUGGGUUCUCGAGGAAGACCACUAUUUGAUCUUAAUGAACCCCCUGCAGAAGAUGAAGAAGAGAAUGAUGGUGUCUUUAGCUUCCAGCCUCAGAAGGCACUUCCUUCCUUAAAUUCCCAUACUCCUGACUUGUUUUCUACAUCAUCAGGUCCUCAACGAAUCCUAAAUAACCAUGCUUUUACACAUGCAUCUUCCGUUUCGGGCUUUCAGCCUUUUGUUCGGCCUAAAGGAGCUAAUGUCUCUGAAGAGCCUGUUGAACAAAAGAGGGCUGGGAAUCAGAAUUCAAAGUUUGCCUCAUCAUCUAAUGCCGGUAAUGGCGAUGAAACAAAUGCAGGACUGCAGCUAGUUUCGAGUCCUGCAGAUGCUCAAGCUGUUGAAAGAGAAGAAGGGGAAUGGUCUGAUGAUGAAAGCUCAGCUAAUGUAUAUGGAAGCAGUAGUAUGCAAGAGCAGUCAGUUAGUGGAUCUGGUAAAGCUCAAGCAAUGUCUGAGCAGAUGGAUUACCAUGCUUCUAGUGUGGCUGCAGAGACACUUUCUUGUGAUAUAAAAGUUUUUGAAAGUACCAAGGAGGAAAAUAAUAGUCAUGCCUCUGUAACGUUGGAUCCAGACACACAUGAUCAGAGAAGUAACAGUAGCAGAAAUUCAGAAGGCAAUGGUAAAGGUGAUGUGGGUCCCAUGGAUGGUCAGGAAGAACCUGGUUUAGUACCAAAACUGAAAGAAGUUAAGGGAGUUGAAGCAAGCUUUGCUGUGAAAUGUGCAAAUAAUCCUGGAAAAAAGCAUAAGCUUGACCAACACAAAGAAGCGAUGCUUGGGAAAAAAAGAACCAGGCAGACUGUGUUUCUUAAUUUGGAAGAUGUCAAGCAAGCUGGCCCUAUGAAAACUUCCACUCCAAGAAGACAAAACUUUCCAGCACCUAUUACAACACGAAUUGUUAAAGAAAUUCGUUCUGUUCCUCCACCUGCUGAACGCAUUGGAGAAAAGCAGAAUCAUUCCAUGAUUAAAGAUCAGAAACAAGUGGAUUUAUCAUCUAAUGAAGGAGGAGGAGGAAAUCUUGUAGAAUCUAAUGAACCUAAAUCUGAAAGUAACAAUGAUAUGAAUUCUGGACUUCUAGGUAGACCUAGGAGGCUAAAUAGUGCUAAUGAUAUUUCUGCAGAGGUGCACCCACCAACAAUUCCAAGACAGAGUUCAUGGAAGCCCACAGAUUCAAGGCAAUUUAAGAAUUCACAGUUUUCUGGCAGGAAGCCAUCUAUGAUCAAUCAAAGUGAAUCAAAAUUGGUAAACAAAAAACAUCCUCCUGCCAAAAUGCAAACUACAGUGAGCUCACAAUAUCAAGAUACUUCAGUGGAACGCCUUAUACGGGAGGUGACAAAUGAAAAGUUUUGGCAUCACCCAGAGGAGACUGAGCUCCAAUGUGUUCCUGGUCGGUUUGAAUCUGUAGAAGAAUAUAUUAGAGUGUUUGAGCCUUUGCUUUUUGAGGAAUGCCGAGCACAACUCUAUAGCACCUGGGAGGAGUUAACUGAAACAGUUUCAAGAGAUCUACAUGCAAUGGUCCGGAUAAAAAGCAUUGAAAGGCGAGAAAGAGGAUGGUAUGAUGUGAUAGUCCUUCCAGCAAAUGAAUGCAAGUGGACAUUUAAAGAGGGUGAUGUUGCAAUUCUUUCGGCUCCCAGGCCUGGAUCAGUUAGAUCCAAGAGGAAUAACACAUCUUCAAUUGAAGAUGAUGAAGAGGCGGAGAUCAGUGGACGUGUGGCUGGUACUGUCAGACGACACAAUCCAAUUGACACUCGUGAUCCUGUGGGUGCAAUCCUCCAUUUUUAUGUUGGGGAUUCAUAUGAUCCUAACAGCAAGGUUGAUGAUCAUAUUCUAAGGAAACUUCAUCCCAAGGGUAUCUGGUAUUUAACAGUGCUUGGUUCUCUUGCAACCACCCAGCGGGAGUACAUUGCUCUUCAUGCAUUUCGUCGUCUCAAUUUACAGAUGCAAACUGCUAUCCUUCAUCCAAGUCCAGAACACUUCCCAAAAUAUGAAGAGCAGCCCCCUGCCAUGCCUGAAUGCUUCACACCGAACUUUGUUGAAUAUUUACACAAAACCUUCAAUGGUCCCCAGCUAGCAGCAAUUCAAUGGGCUGCCAUGCAUACGGCUGCUGGCACAAGUAGUGGGGUGACAAAGAGGCAAGACCCAUGGCCAUUUACUCUAGUUCAAGGGCCUCCAGGGACAGGCAAGACACACACAGUCUGGGGAAUGCUAAAUGUCAUCCAUCUUGUUCAGUAUCAGCACUACUACACUGCUCUGCUUAAGAAAGUAGCACCUGAAAGUUAUAAGCAAACUAAUGAGAGCACUUCUGACAAUGUCUCUAUGGGAUCCAUUGAUGAAGUUCUCCAGAGCAUGGAUCAAAACCUCUUCCGCACUCUUCCAAAACUUUGCCCAAAACCUAGAAUGCUUGUUUGUGCUCCCUCUAAUGCUGCAACUGAUGAGCUGCUGGCACGUGUUCUUGAUCGUGGAUUUAUUGAUGGUGAGAUGAAAGUUUAUCGUCCUGAUGUGGCCCGAGUUGGAGUUGAUUCACAAACACGGGCUGCUCAGGCAGUUUCUGUUGAGCGUAGAACUGAGCAGCUUUUGGUUAAGAACCGUGAUGAAAUUCUUGGAUGGAUGCACCAGUUAAAAGUUCGUGAUGCACAGUUGUUUCAGCAGAUGCUUUGUCUUCAAAGAGAGCUCAAUGCUGCAGCAGCUGCUGUUCGUUCGCAGGGGUCUGUUGGAGUUGACCCUGAUGUUCUUGUGGCUCGAGACCAAAACCGAGACACAUUGCUUCAAAACCUUGCAGCAGUGGUUGAAAGCAGGGAUAAGAUUCUGGUUGAAAUGAACCGCCUGGUCAUUUUAGAAAGCAGGUUCCGUUCUGGAAGCAAUUUCAAUUUGGAAGAAGCCCGUGCAAAUCUUGAAGCAAGUUUUGCCAAUGAGGCUGAGAUUGUUUUCACUACUGUCUCAAGUAGCGGCCGUAAAUUGUUUUCUAGGCUUACUCAUGGCUUUGAUAUGGUUGUUAUUGAUGAGGCCGCCCAAGCCAGUGAAGUAGCAGUUCUACCUCCCCUUUCUCUUGGUGCAGCACGUUGUGUUCUUGUUGGGGAUCCUCAGCAGCUGCCUGCAACAGUAAUCAGCAAAGCCGCUGGAACAUUGUUAUACAGUAGAAGCCUCUUUGAAAGGUUCCAGCAAGCAGGCUGCCCGACAAUGUUGUUAUCUGUGCAGUACAGGAUGCACCCUCAUAUUCGGGAUUUCCCAUCAAGGUACUUUUACCAAGGACGUCUUACUGACAGUGAAAGUGUUACUAAUUUACCUGAUGAGGCAUACUACAAGGAUCCUUUACUUAGACCUUAUGUGUUCUAUGAUAUUACACAUGGACGGGAGUCACACAGAGGUGGAUCUGUCUCCUAUCAGAACAUACAUGAAGCACAAAUAUGUCUCCGUUUGUAUGAGCAUCUCCAGAAAACUUUGAAGUCUUUGGGUAUGGGAAAAAUUUCUGUUGGCAUAAUCACACCAUACAAGCUGCAGCUGAAAUGCCUACAACGGGAAUUUGAUGAUGUUUUAAGUUCUGAAGAAGGGAAGGAUUUGUAUAUCAAUACUGUUGAUGCUUUCCAAGGGCAGGAACGUGAUGUCAUUAUUAUGUCCUGUGUCCGUGCCUCUAGUCACGGGGUGGGCUUUGUAGCUGAUAUACGCCGAAUGAAUGUUGCUCUCACUCGUGCAAGAAGGGCACUAUGGGUUAUGGGGAAUGCUAAUGCGCUGAUGCAGUCUGAUGACUGGGCAGCAUUGAUUUCUGAUGCCAGAGCCAGGAGUUGCUAUUUGGAUAUGGACUCUCUUCCCAAGGAGUUUCUUGUACCAAAGGGACCUACUUAUGGCCCAUUAUCAGGUAAGGUUUCCUCUAAUAUGAGGGGUUUGAGGUCUGCUGGGCCAAGACAUAGGCAGUUGGAUAUGCACGUGGAGUCCAAGUCAGGAACUCCGUCAGAAGAUGAUGAGAAGUCGAAUGCAUCAUUAAUUUCUAGGAAUGGGAAUUAUCGGCCCUUAAAGCCAACAAUGGAGAAUUCCUUGGAUGACUUUGAUCAGUCAGCUGAUAAAUCCCGGGAUGCUUGGCAGUAUGGCAUUCAAAAGAAGCAAAGUUCUGCUGGGGUUGUAGCAAAGAGAGAUUCAUAGCAGUUGGCUUUUGUUGUCUGCAAAUUCUCUUGGUGCCUUAGGGGAGCUUCAGGCAUAAUUUAUUUUUCUUUUAUGAUGCUUGCUCCCAGUGCCGAAAGCUCUUGAAGCAUUAGCUCCUUUUGCUGAUCUUGUGAAUGGAACACAGUUAAUUUGGAACAAGUUCCUGUUGGCUUAUGCAGGAUACUUUUCAUUAGUUGAAAAGAUCAGGGAAAAGAGGACCUGAAGAGACAGUGGCCAAGGUUGGUUGCUUUUACUGAAGAUAAAUUUUGGUUGGAUUGGUUCUGUAUGCAUUUGGGAAGGUUGUGCAGAACCAUGUGCCUAAUCCUCUAGCUUACAUGCUUCAAAAAGAAAAUUUUUUAUUAGAUCUCCUGACAUGGCAGUCUCCUGGCUUGACUUUUUAUACAUGGAUCUGCACCGGGUUUACUGCAUGUCCAAUUACAAAUAAUUAAAGGGUUCAAUGUGUGGGUUGACCAGUAUUCUGCCUGCUUGGAUAUGUGAGCUGCAACUUUUGCCCUGUGAGUACCCUCCUCAAUUCGACAUUGCGUUAAGGCUUUGAUUGAGUAGGAGUUGGUGAGAGCUUCCCAGUUAUGCCCCUGACAUUGUAGCUUCCCUCACACAUUAUAGCUGCUGACUCCUUGGAUCUUGAAAUGCUGAUAGACUUUGUUCAUGUAAAGCAAUUCACAUUUAAAAGAUGCAAUGUACAUUCUUGGGAUAUGCAGAGGCUUAGGUUGACAUCUGAAGGGAUAUUCAAAAUCUGGGAGGAUUAACUGAAUCUUAUUUCUUCCAGUUUUGGAAUGGGCCAUAAAAUGCCAAAUCUGUGACAAGUCGGUAUACUUACAGUCAACAUUCUGUAUAGAAAGGAAGGAGAGUACAGGAUCUAUAAAAGAAAAAUCUAAUACCAGAGGCAUUGGGGAUGUCAGACAACUUGUACAUACAUCGUCAGCUAUGGAAUGAAACAAUUCUUUCUGAUGCAUGAUCUCAUUCUUUUUUAUAUUUUGUAAUUUUAUUUUUACCCCUUUUUGCUGAAAGAUAACAAUCAUUGUGUUAGGCUUCCUUUCAAUUAUAUAGUUUAACAGUGUCAGUCACAUUUGAAUUUUAGUGUAUGUCAUCUUCUUGACAUUGAUUAUAUUCCAUUAUUCUCCAAUUUGAACCCUUUUAAUGCAAAGGUCAGCUUGAGCUUA
Molecule: messenger RNA, 5653 nt
Organism: Vitis vinifera (wine grape)
Lineage: Eukaryota; Viridiplantae; Streptophyta; Magnoliopsida; Vitales; Vitaceae
Exons: 8
Coding region: 309-4472 (1387 amino acids)
Molecular function (GO): helicase activity
Source: RefSeq, a predicted model, not a curated record